This is a messenger RNA of Haemonchus placei, 549 nucleotides long. Lineage: Eukaryota; Metazoa; Nematoda; Chromadorea; Rhabditida; Trichostrongylidae. The record is from the annotation of a GenBank genome assembly.
AUGGAAAACUCACCGGCACUACGCCAGCAAUGUGAAAUUGGACCAAAUCGCACUUCCCCAUCAAUGGGUGGUGGUGAUGGCAACUCAUCAGAGGCUAGGCAACCAGGGACAGCUAAGCCGAUCCCUAUUCUCUUGAUGAAGAACAUCAAUACCCAACUGAGGAUGAAGAUAGUUUGUGAUGAGCAGGCAUUUGGAUUGAACUCAACAAGGGAAACAGGAAAAAUCACAAUUCGUUUGGUUGGAGCUGGCAUCAGAACCACAUCAUGCCGACCGUUGAUCAAACAACUUUUUGCCAACGAUCACCCCGUCGAUUCAUCCAAUGAUGACGUUAAGUCGAUAGGCAAAUCAAGGUCGAACGAUCGAAGGGCCACUCUCAAAAUAGCUAUGGUCUAUUGGGUAAAGCAGAAAGCAGAUUUUAUAAAUUUUUUCUCACGAAUCAAUUGGGAAGUUGAAGAAAAGCAGCUGCAAAUCGUUCAGAUUACGGUUCGUCAACUUCAAACAGUCACUCCCAACAUCUUCAUGAUACCUCACCUACUUCGGCAAUAUUGA